This is a messenger RNA of Thlaspi arvense, 534 nucleotides long. The record is from the annotation of a GenBank genome assembly. NCBI's taxonomy places the organism in Eukaryota, Viridiplantae, Streptophyta, Magnoliopsida, Brassicales, Brassicaceae.
AUGUUACAUAGCCAUUCUGGUGCCAUGGCUGAGUUCAAGCACCUGGUGAUUGCCAAGUUCAAGGAAGGUGUGGUUGUGGAAGAACUGCUCCAAGGGAUGGAGAAGCUGGUCUCCGAGAUCGAUGUUGUCCAGUCUUUUGAGUGGGGAGAGGACAUUGAAAGCAAGGAAAUGAUGCGACAAGGGUUCACCCACGCCUUCAUGAUGACAUUCAAAAGCAAGGAAGAGUUCACUGUUUUCCAAACGCAUCCCAAACAUGUAGAAUUUUCGGCUACCUUUUCAGCUGUAAUUGACAAGGUUUUGCUCCUCGAUUUCCCCUCUGUUCUUGCCAAGCCGCCACCGGCCCGGCCCCGUCCCCGCCCCCGCCCCCGCCCCCGCCCCCGCCACCCUCACCACCUGCACCGGCACCGCACCGACGCCAGACCCAGCACUGGCACCGGCACCGGCAUCGGCGUGACCUGCCCAGACUAUUCUAUCCGGGAAAUAAGCAGCUUAGUUGUAUGUGUGUCAAUAAAUGUGCGGGUGAGUUUCUUUUAG